GAUCCUAGGAGACGUAUAUAAAGUCCGCCGAAGUCGGCCGUAGGCACAUUCAAGCAAUCGCCGGUCGGCACGAUGAAGACCCUCUUCGUUUCGUUUGCCCUAUGCGCAAUUGUUGCUGCGGCACCUCGUGAGCGACGAGAAGCUCUCUUGGGCGGUCACGGAUUUUACGGUGGUCAUGGAGCUUACGGUGCUCACGGGGCUUACGGAGCUUAUGGGGGCGCAGGCUACGGCGGACAUGGCGUUGCUAUUACCGGACCGUAUCUUGGAGCAGCGAGUGUCGCAGGUCCACACGUGGGUUCCGCCACUCUUUCCGGACCAGCGAUAGGUCCGGCUCAUUUGUCCGGGUCGAUGGCCGGUCCUGCUCACGUGUCUGGCGCCGUUGCUGGACCAGCGGUUGUGACCGCGUCGGUCGCUGGUCCAGCGCACGUGGAAGGCUACGGUGGUCCGUACGACGGUGCCUAUGGAGAUGGCUACGGAGGUGGCUACGGAGGUGGCUAUGGCGGUGGCUAUGGCGGUGGCUAUGGACACGGUUACGCAUACGCAGCUGGUCCCGCUUACGGCUAUGGUGGAUACGCCGGCGGCCACGGAGGCCACGGAGGCCACGGAGUAGUUGUUGCCGGACCGGCUACCCAUGGAGCGGUUCUGGCUGGACCUCAUUCCGGAAGCGCGGCUGUUUCUGGACCGCACGCCGGUUCGGUGGUGAUCGCCGGUCCUUCCGGAAAGAUCACGGCCCACGGAAGCGGUUACGGCGCCGCUAUCCACGCCGGCCAUGGCCACGGCCACUGGUAACGCGUGCACAACCGUCUGCGAAACGUAAAAGAAAAUAGUCCCUCUGAAUCAUCGUCGGGCCGAAAGUAGAAUACCGUUUCCCCCCGCGAUUUUCCAAGAGAGAUUGAACAAGUAUUAUGGAGAUAUGAAAUUGCUGUAACACGACGACGCUCGUUGCGCUCGGUGCUCUCGGUCCAUGGCUCUCGCGCAUACUUACAUCUCUUCUGUACGAAUGGAAUAAAAUCACUCUUCU
Messenger RNA from Vollenhovia emeryi, 1021 nucleotides. Its product is annotated as glycine-rich cell wall structural protein 1.0-like. The transcript has 3 exons. The record is from RefSeq and is a predicted model, not a curated record. Bases 73 to 789 code for a protein of 238 amino acids. Lineage: Eukaryota; Metazoa; Arthropoda; Insecta; Hymenoptera; Formicidae.